AAAAAAAAAAAGCUGCGGAAAAGUGGCAGCGUUUUAGAAAAAUGGGGAAAAGUGGGAAUUCCUCCAGCUGAGCGUGAGCGUGUUUCCGCUUCUUCAGCUGUCUCCAGGAACUUCUGAACGACUUUCUUCACCGUGAAAAGCUUCGGGAUGAUGGUGUGUGUGUGAGCUCCUGUGGAUCCAGUUCAGAGUGGAGUGUGUGUAGAAAUCCUCUGGCAUGGAGCAGGACGACUUUCCUCCUCCUCCUCCUGAUGUCCUAGACGAGGAAGAAGAAGGAGAAAGUUUUGAAUUUGAUGACGAAGCCCCCGAGUCCGAGCGUCCUCCCUCCUUCCCUCCUGCUCUGGAUGGCGACUCAUCUCUACGAGGCGUCCCGGUUCUGGAGGACGCAGAGGCUGAUCUCCCGCCUCCACCGCCUCAGACCUGCCCCUCUGCUCCACACUCUGACUUCCCUCCACCUCCUGAUGAGAGACAAAUCCAGUACGAUGCUGAUAAGGAGCUUCCUCCGCCUCCAGAGGGCGCCGAUACACAAGGAGGGAAUCCUGGUUCCCGACCCAAAGUCAACCCCUACUCCGUGAUUGACAUUUCCCCCGAGAGCCCGCCUCUGUUUUCUUGCUCAGCCAAUGGGAAUGAAGGCGAUGCCCAGGAAGUACCCAGCAGCCCCGGGGUGCCCUCUGGAUACUCUGUACCUGUGCCCUGUGGCUACGCCACACCCUCCAGCGUCCCCAUCUUCACCCCCGCCUACAUCACACCCGUCAUCAUCCGACACUUCUCAGUAGACGAAGAAGUGACGGUUAUGGGGGCGGGGCCUACUUUGACUGACAGCGUCUUCACUGAGGAACAUCCAGCCAUAAAGGAGGAAGACGCUCUGGCUAAGUGGGCCUCGGACCCUGCUAACACCGCCUGGAUGGAGAAUCCAGAUGAAGUUAUUUAUGACGACGUUCCCAGAGAGAAUUCGGGAUCCACUACAGACGUGGAUGAGAUGAUCUAUGAUGAUGUGGAGCUGGGUGAGGAGGGAGGCAGCAGUUCCGUGGAGAACGGCUGGAGCUCCAGUGAGUUCGAGAGCUACGACGAGGAGAGUGAUGGAGAGAGUGGCCACGGAGAAAAUGGCCUCCUGCCCAACGCCUUCAUCCGCCGACACACACCCAGCACCAAAACACACCUCUCUCAAGAUCUGAGUCGCUUGAAAGAGCACUAUGAGCGAAAGGUGAAAGAUCUCAUGGCGAACGCAGUGGGCGGGGUCGAGCUGCAGCAGCUCAGACACAAACAUGAGCAGAAGAUGCAAAAGCUGGUGAGAGCGGCCAAGCACGGCACCAAAGAUGGUCUGGAGAAGACCAAAGCGGCAGUGAAGAAGGGAAAGUCCUUCAUUAGAACCAAGUCUUUCGGACACGAGAGGAAGUCGUCAUGUUUUGAAGAAGAGCCAUCCGAAUUCUUCAUCGAGGUUGAGUGUUUAAAUGUGGAGCCUGUAUUAGGCCCCGCCCCCGAGGGCCUCACUCAACAGCAGGUGGUGAGGAGAUGUAUUCUGGAAUCAAUAUUAGAGAGUGAGAAGAAUUAUUUAGAGUCACUGAAGAGAAUAUUAGAGCAUUACGAGAAGCCCCUGCAGGAUCUGGAACCUCGGCUGCUGAGCGAGAGGAAGUGUAAGGUGGUGUUUUACCGCGUGAGGGAGAUCCUGCAGUGUCACGCCAUGUUCCAGAUCGCCCUGGCCAGCCGGGUGGCAGACUGGGACCAGCUCCAGACCAUCGGGGACGUCUUCGUCGCCUCCUUCUCCAAGUCCAUGGUUCUGGAUGCGUACAGCGAGUAUGUCAAUAACUUCAACACGGCCAUGGCGGUGGUCAGGAAGGCCUGCGCCUCCAAACCCUGCUUCCUGGACUUCCUCAAGCAGCGUCAGGAGUGCAGUCGAGAUCACGUCACGCUCUACGGCCUCAUGAUGAAACCCAUCCAGAGAUUCCCACAGUUCAUUCUGCUCCUGCAGGACAUGUUGAAGAACACGCCGGUGGGCCACGCUGACCGCUUGCCCCUGCAGAUGGCCCUGACCGAGUUGGAGACUCUGUCUGAGAAGCUGAACGAGAGGAAGAGAGAAGCAGAUCAGCGCUGUGAGAUCAGACACAUCGCCAAGGCCAUGAGCGAGCGCUACCUCAACAAGCUCCUGAGUGUCGGUAGCAGGUAUCUGAUCCGCUCGGACGAUGUGGUGGAGACGGUGUACAACGAGCGAGGAGAGAUGGUCAAGACCAAAGAGCGCCGACUUUUCCUGCUUAAUGACGUGCUCAUGUGUGCCACGCCCAACCUACGCUCUCCUCAGGAUGGUGGAGGUGCCGUGGUUCCUUCAGGCCAGCGUUUCCUGCUGAAGUGGAGCGUUCCUCUCAGCCUGGUGGAGCUGGUGGAGUUCGGCUCUUCGGAGGAGAUGGGAGACUCCGCCCCUUUCCCCGCCCCUCACUCCGGGGAGAAGGUGGUGAUCAAUGCCAAGCCAAAUAAGUUGUACGUAGGUCCGGGUCAGCUGUAUCAGGACCUGCAGAACCUGAUCCAUGACCUCAGCCUCGUCAAUCAAAUCUCCACCAUGAUCAGCAGCCUCAAGGGCAACUACCAGAAUGUCAAUGGAGCAGUAGCUCAGGACUGGAUCUCGGGUCUUCAGCGUCUUAUCCUGAAGAAAGAGGAGGAGAUUAGAGCUGCUGAUCGCUGUCGCAUCCAACUUCAGCUACCUGGAAAACAGGACAAAUCGGGUCGUCCCACCUUCUUCACGGCCGUCUUCAACACCCUGACCCCGUCCACCAAACAGGCCUGGAUCACCAACCUACAGAUGGCCAAGCUGGCUCUCGAGGAGCAUAACCUCCAGGGCUGGUUCAUCGCAGAUGACGACGGGAAUCAGAUUAAGAAGCAGAAACAUCCUCUGCUGCUGAAGCACCUGCCCGUGGUCAUGUCCAGACUGCAGGAGUUUAAAGUGGAGUGUGCGGUUCAUAACCCAGAGCCUCACGUUAACAGCGAGAGCACGGCGGACGUACCAGUGGUGGGACAUGGCUGUGUUUGGGUUGCGAGCUGCACCAAUCAGAUGGCUCAGAUCGCCGUAGUGGCCAUGCAGAACUCCAGCCCGAAGGUGACUGAGUGUUUCAACGUGGAGUCACGGAUCCUCUGCAUGACCUACGUACCCGUGGACGAGCCCCUGGAGGAUGGAGAGGGGAACCCCGAGCCCCGAAGCUGCACCACACCCACCGUGUGCGUGGGGACGGAGGAGGGCAGCAUCUCUGUCUAUAAGAGCAGUCAGCGAUCCAAGAAGGUUCGACUGCAGCACUUUUUCACGCCUGAUAAAGUCGCCGUGACGUGUUUAGUGUACAAGACUCCGUUUCUGUACGCCGGCCUGGUCAGCGGCUCCCUCGCCGUCUACUCACGAGCUCCAGACGGUUCAUGGGACUCCUCCAGCGUGCGGUCACUGAAGCUUGGUGUGCUGCCGGUGAAGGCCCUGCUGGCCGUCGGGGAGUGUGUGUGGGCGUCGUCAGGAGGACACGUCUUCGUCAUCGAUGCUCGAACACACACUGUGGAGCACCAGCUGGAGGCGCAUCAGGAGGAGGGAAUGGUCGUGUCCCAAAUGGUGGCAGCUGGAGUGGGCAUCUGGAUCGCUUUCAGCUCAGGUUCCACACUCCGCCUGUUUCACACUGAGACACUGGAGCACCUGCAGGACAUCAACAUCGCUACAGCUGUCCACAACAUCCUCUCAGGUCAUCAGAGGGUCUCUGUGAGCAGCCUGCUAGUGUGUCACGGGUUGCUGCUUGUGGGGACGAAUCUCGGGGUGACAGUGGCUCUGAGCGUCCCCCGACUACAGGGCAUCCCCAAGGUCACAGGACGAGGUAUGGUGUCCUUCCACGCUCACCACAGCCCUGUAAAGUUCCUCAUCAUGGCGUCUCCCGUACAGAACACCAUUCCCAGCAUCAGCGACUCUCCCGGUCAGCAUGCUCCUGCUCCGGAAGAGGACGGAGCUCCCGAAGGAGACGGCGUCCACCCAAUCCCAAUCCGCCAGGACUCGCUCUCGUCCUCCCGCAGCUCCCUGGAGCACGGCCCAGAGGACGGCGCCAUCUACGACCUCCUCAGUGACCCAGCGCUCUCCCAGAACACCAAGCGCAACACGCAGCGGUCGAACCUCAGCUCGGUGCUGGUGCUGUCCGGCGGCUCGGGCCACAGAAAAAUCAACAGGAAGAGCAAAGCGGCGCGACACGAAGAAAACAUGCCCACGGUCAUGGUGUGGCAGAUCCCUGUGUCUGAUGCGUGAGACAGGAUGAUGAUGAGUAUGAUGAUGAUGAAGAAGAGGAGGAUGAGGAGGAGGAUGAUAUUUCAUGGCCUGAUGUAAUCCCUGUGUGUUUCGGAGACGCUCCCCUCCUCCGUACGCGUCUUCAGGCUCUACAGCAUGGUGUUAACUCUGACAGAAAGGGAAACAGAAAGAGGACGAGCUGAACGAUCGAACCCUCUGCUCACUCCAGCACCGUGUGUGUGUGUCACCAGUUUGGGUCACCAGUGGGAUCUGGUGUGAUAACAGACUCUUAAUGGACGACUUACUUGAAACGGCUCUUCAUGGGAAUUUAAGUCACCGCAACGCCACUCAACUCUUCUUUUUUUGUUGUUUUUUGAAGCCUGUGCUAACUGAAGUAACACUGCUAAUGCAAAGGUUUCUAUUCCUCUUCAGCUGCUGUGUGCUUAAAAUUCUUAAUUUCACUUGAUUUUUUUAUAGAAAAACACCCUGAAAUAUUUUACCCUUGUAGUCUAAAAAAAUCGGAAUAUUUAGGUUCUUAGGUUUGUGAUGAGUUUAAUUUUGGUUCCUAUGGGAAGCGAAGUUUACUGAAGACGACGUGAUGCAAAGAAAAUCGGAACGUUUUGCUGUUAAUAGGCAAAUCUCCCAUCCGAUUUUUAGUGCCUUUCUGUUGUAGCAAAUGCUUUUUAAAAAAUAAAUAAAUAAAUAAUAAUAAAUAAAAAUUAUAAAAUUUGCUGCCUCGAGUCAUAGAGAAAAAAAGAAGGAAAAAAAGUUCCUUGGAUGGAAAUGUAGCUAUCGUCACGUCUGUAAAAUGACAACCAAAAAAAAAAAACAAAAAAACUAAAGAAAUAUACCAAAAACUAUUUAAAACACGUUGCCUUCUUACCAAAUAAAUAAAUAAAAAUUGGGGUGAAAUUAUAUUUCUUCACUGAUUCUCUCAGCACCUCCCCUUUUUUCUUUUUCUUUUUUUUUUUUAAGGAAAAAAUCCCGGAUGGAAUUCCUGGCUGGCCAGAAUUCCGACUCCAUAAUAAAAUAAACAUGGACUGGAUGGAUUUUAUUCGACACCAGAGGGGUGUUUUUAUUUCAUUCAGAUUAAAUGAAUUCAGCCACAUUUGGGUGUUUGAUACGGCGGGUGAAGAAAAGGAAGCUUUAUAAGAAGUCAGUAUCUGUUUCUACUGUUUUUUUUGUGUGUUUUGGUUUUAACAGAUCUUAAUAAUUAUGCCACUUUUGUUUCCUAACAUGUAAUAAUCCUGUUUUACUGAAAAAUUUGGAUUUUGUUUUGUUUGUUCACUCUGUAGUAGUUGCAGACGGAUGGGGAGACGACUCGUCUGAAAUGGAAAAUGUCUGGGACUUUACCUUCACACUAGCGAGUCACUGUUGAUGUUUGUGGGCGUGGCCUGUACAGUUUUUUUUUACAAGAAUAAUGAACUAACCUGCUAAUCAGAGUGAUUAAAAAAAAUCUAAUGCUAAAAAAAAAUGAUUUAAUUGUGAUUUAUACAUGAAGCUAAUCCGUAUACGUUACGUGCUAAUCGUUUGAUUUGAAUGCUAGUUCCCAGAUUAGGAUUAAAUUAGCAAAGGAAACACAGAUACAGAUACUUACCAAGAAUACUUGCCUUCAUUUUUGUCUCUAAACACAGGAAUGAGUAUAUAUAUAGUAGUAGCAGUAUAGCAGUAUAUAUAUACUGCUGAUAUAAUAAUAAUAAAUAACUUUAUUAUUUAACAUUUUAAUGUUAUUGAAAAAUUAUAAAUAAAAUAAAUAAAGAAAAAAAAUUAUCAGUGUUUGACAAUAAAAUUCACAAAGUACCAGCAGUAUAAAAUUAUCGAAAAAAUUUUCUAUUUGUGCUGUUUUGAAAAAAAAAAAAAAAGUGAAAGUCUUCUGGAUGUUUCCAUCCAAUUGGACUUUUUUUUUAUUUUAAAAUAAAGAUAUCUUUAGUUGGAAAUGUAGCUAGGGAGAUAAAAAGGAAAGUCUAUAAAAAUUUGUUUUAAAAAAUCUGUUUUUUAAAUUUCUAGAUCUAAGUACAAUACAAUUUUUAUUAUUUAUAAAAAAUCACAAAUUAGUGUAGAUUGAGUACAAAAAUUCGGCAUCAAAUCAGAUGCAUCCAGUUUUCAGUUGAAUAUCUUAUAUAUCAAAUUUAAAUUUUUAAGUAGAUGUUUUUAUAUAAAUUUAUAUCAGACAUCAGAAAAAAAAACUACUUUGUUGUUUUUAUUCUAUUUUUUGUGUAAAUUAUAUGCAAUAAUUAAUUGCGGGUAGAAUUGAAAGUUUUUGAGCGUUGAACUGAGCGUUCGGAAUGUUUAACUCAAGAAGAAUUCCAGAAGAUCUCGAUUGAAACAUCGAAAACCAUCUACCGCUUUGUCACUCGCUAGUGUGAAGGUAGAGUGAGGCACGUUUCAUGAUCCCGAGGAGUUUGAAGGGAAUUAAACGUGGAUGUCGAAAAGGGUCAGAGUUGUAUUAAACCAAAAAGAGGGAAAUGUGAAGCUCUAUCACUCCUGUAGUUCUCAUUUUCUCCUCAUUCGUCUGAUGGCACUGAAGUCUUGUGAUGUGUAACAGCAAGUUUUGUUUUUUUUUCUCAACAGAAUUUCACUCGCACUAAUCUCGAUUUAGGUUCAUUAUAGGAUUAGCUUAGCUUUAUUCACUCCAGUGGCAUCAAAACAUGUUAAACUUCUAUUCAGAGUCAUUUAAAAACCCUGAUUUUUCGAUUUUCCUUUUCAUCGUUUUAUUCUGUCUGGAGCGAGUUUGUAUUUUUUGCAUAACGGAUUUGAACGAGCUGUUGCCCGGAGCGCAUGAAGUAACGAUCGUAAAGUAAAGAAGCGGCUUGUAAUUACAGCUUGUGAAGUACGGCUCUACUCGCCUCCUUCUCCUCUGUGAGUCAGACGAAAGCUUGUCUUUGAUGCUGACAAAACAAGACCUGUGUACCGUUAUGUGUUAAAGAUAUAUUGUGACGCAUUAAUAAGUAAAGGUCUGUGUUUUGACUUAAAGAGA
Molecule: messenger RNA, 7205 nt
Organism: Hemibagrus wyckioides
Lineage: Eukaryota; Metazoa; Chordata; Actinopteri; Siluriformes; Bagridae
Gene: arhgef10
Product: Rho guanine nucleotide exchange factor (GEF) 10
Exons: 30
Coding region: 215-4249 (1344 amino acids)
Biological process (GO): positive regulation of stress fiber assembly; actin cytoskeleton organization; mitotic spindle assembly
Cellular component (GO): centrosome
Molecular function (GO): guanyl-nucleotide exchange factor activity; protein binding
Source: RefSeq, a predicted model, not a curated record